AUGUUGCAUGUGUGGAGUGUUUCUGGCGAUGAGCUGGCGUCUGUCUCCAAGGAGGAGUGCCGUCUUGUGCGCGACGUGAAGGAGCACUUGCGCACACGUUGCGGUGUCCCAGUGUGCCUGCAACAGCUCGUGUGCGACGGGCGAUGCUUAGCGGAUGAUGACGUGGCACAUGCUGACCUUCAACUGGUUCGGCUGACCGAACUCGACGCAGAUCAGCAAGGAAUUGCCGGAGAGGAGCUUCUGGAAGCUGCGCGAGGUGGCGACGCAGAAGCCGUACGUUUCCUCCUGCAAGCAGGUGUGAAGAUGGACUGGGCAGACGAGGCAGGCUUUACAGCUCUCCACCGGGCGGCCGAGAAGCACUCUGAAAUCUGCUCCCUGCUCGUGGAAGCUGGUGCUGACACGGAGUAUUUCAAUGAGAACGAUGAAACGCCCCUGAUUCUCGCAGCUCGUGGCGGCCAGACUGCGGCCGUAUGUUUGCUGAUAGAUGCUGGCGCGAACAUCGACGCGCAGGACUGUCUCUGCCGAACCGCGGUCAAGGAAGCAGCGUCUGGGGGACAUUCCGAGAUCGUGCGCCUUUUGUUGGAUGCUGGGGCCGACACCGAUGUCGGCGAUGAUCGUUUGGACACCGCUCUCAUCAAAGCAGCAGGUCAAGGACACACCGAGAUCGUGCAAAUGCUAUUGGAUUCUGGCGCCCAAAAGGACGCGAUUAAUGGUGUGAGAGCGACUUCACUUAUUCGCGCAGCAAGUCACGGCCAUGCGGAGAUUGUACGGCUACUUGUGGAUGCUGGUGCAGACAUGGACGUCCGGGAUUGUGAUGGCCGAACAGCUCUUGCUCACGCGCGGUUUGCAGGCUUCGCUGAUGUUGAAGAAAUCUUGCGUGAUGAGCACCGCACAAAGCAACGCCGGCUUUGA
Molecule: messenger RNA, 912 nt
Organism: Symbiodinium sp. CCMP2592
Lineage: Eukaryota; Dinophyceae; Suessiales; Symbiodiniaceae
Source: the annotation of a GenBank genome assembly